GAACGCUAUUUUCUAAACAGACGAAAACACAUAUGGACGUUGACAUUCAUAGCAUGAAAAAUAGGCAGCUGAUCUUAGAAUAUUCACUAUUUGGAUUAUAUAUGUGAAUGAUUUUUAAAUAAAUAAUCAGCUGGUCUGUAUAUAUAUUUGCAUGUAAUAAAGGAUAUGAAAGUAUAAGAGACGAUUUCAGACAUGGCGUUUAUAUCGAUACAUCUACGCAGACGACCCGCGUAAAAAUAAUACUGUAGAUAGAGAUGUAGGCGAGAUGUAAAAAGUUGACCAAGCAUGAGUUGCAACAAAGAUAACGCAUGCAUUUCGGUGCGUUUUCAGAUCGAUCACGUCUCGUUAUAACAGAUAGGGAUCUAGGUUAUUUAAAUCAGCUGUUGAAUGUAUGACAUAUGUUUUGUUUCAUUUUGUUGAGUCACAUCGGUUCUGUGAUAUGUCAGAUGGAAUAACGAAGUAACAUCAGUAAGUUCAAUGACCGUCUUCCGACUGAAUAUGGCUGAGAAUAAUCGUAUCUUAUAAAAAAAAGAAAAGAUAAAGAACGGAGAAGUUAGACUUGCAAGAAGAAAUCAAUUUUGAUAAAGUCACGCUGACACAAUCCUCAAAUAUUGAUAAUUUAUAAUAUCUAUUGAUAAUCUAUGUUGGAUAUAUAUUGGAUUCUUCAAAAUAGUGAGUUUGUCUUACAAUUCUAUUUCUUUAAAUAGAAAAUAGAAUGAUACAACAGUCUUAAUGGAUCGUUGCAAGAAAUUCUUCACCAGAAGGCAUACCGAACCCUGUCUUGAUGAUUUAGAAACUGAGUUUGAAAGAAAAGAACGAUGGAGAAGUAUAUAUGCAAUUUACUUUACAAUGUUCUUGAUGUCUCUUGGCUUCAGUAUUAUAUUGACUGGUGUUUGGCCAUACUUAGACAAGUUGGAUCCUACAGCAGGAAAAGAAUUUAUGGGAUAUGUAGUGGCAGCUAAUCCACUGGGACAAAUGUUGUUUUCACCUCUGGUGGGUUGGUGGGGCAAUAAAAGAGGAUCAGUCAGAUUACCACUUUUAGUGACCCUAGCAUUGUUCACUUUAGCAUCUGCAGCUUACAGUAUCCUUGAGGUGAUACCUGGUGACAGAAAAAUUUACAUGAUUGUUGCCAGAUUCUUCGUUGGAGUUAGCUCCGCCAACAUAGCAGUAGCAAGAUCUUACUUAUCUGCAGCUACAAAACUUUCAGAACGUACACAUGCAGUCUCCAUGAUAUCUCUUGCACAGGUAUUGGGUUUUGUAGUGGGCCCUGGACUACAAGCUGCUGUUACACCUCUCGGAGACCAUGGUAUUACAUUUAUGAUGCUGCCUUUAAACAUGUACACAACGGCUGGUUGGAUUAAUGUAAUAAUGGGUAUCUUUAAUUUCAUUUUGUUCCUCCCGUGGAAUUUCAAGGAACACAAAAUCGCCAUAAAGGAAGCCAUGCGUAACGAGGGAAAGGCUACUGAGAAAGAAACUUGGAAGUCCUUAAAACCUGACUACCUAGCAUCGUGGACUUUAAUUUGCGCAUUCUUCGUUUUGGUAUUUAACUUCGUUCUUCUUGAAACAUUGGGUACCUCUCUCACCAUGGAUCAAUUUGCUUGGACCAAGCAAGAAGCAAUGUACUACAUGGGAAUAUUGAUGAGCGUCGGUGCCAUAGUAGCAUGCAUCACAUUUGCCAUGAUUGGACCACUCUGUAAGAGAUUCGAGGAACGUAAAGUGAUGUUAUGGGGUGGAUUCUUCUUUAUGGUGAUUGGACGAGUGUUAUGCAUCCCAUGGGGUCCCAAUCUUCCUAAGAUUGCGGAUUUCGGACCGUACAAUAAUAUCACGGAAGACGUCAAUGGUACAGAGAUUGUGGGCUGUCCAAUUACUCAGGAAUGGUGUCUGUACACUCCACAAAUCACGGUUACGCAAUUUCUUGUUGGUUACGGCUUUACCGCCGUAGGUUAUCCCUUAGGAGUCACUCUGAUACAGACGAUAUUCAGCAAGAUUCUUGGACCGCGCCCGCAAGGUGUGUGGAUGGGUUUAAUGACAGGUGCUGGUUGCGCAUCUCGCGUCAUGGGUCCGGUUUUCGUUGGUUUUAUUUACACUCGCUUAGGUACAUAUCAUACAUUUGGUGUUACCGGCGUGAUGUUAAUCAUCUCCAUGUUGUGGUUACAACUUGUGAAGAAGCGUCUGAUUCCACCAGAGUUGAAGAAAGCCGAAGAGAUGCCGAAUGAGAACGUAAAGGAUGUCGAAACUCCAUUAGUACAUUUAAGAUCUGAUAGUACUCAAGCAUCGCCUGAACUUCGGAGGUCUAACGGCACAUCGAGCGGUGAUAAGGUAUAACAAUCGUUGACGGAAUAAAUUGAUCUUUCUUACGGGUGCAAUAAUGAUACGACUGCCACUACAAAUUGUAUAUAAAGUAGCAGGAGACAAUAUUGCAAUCAUGAUGCAAAUGGAUUUUAUAUUUUUUAUGAAUAUAUACAUAAUACUACGAAGUUACUAUUACGGAAAUUAUACAUUCUGUUUCAAUGCAAUGUAGAUAUUUUAUACAAUAUUAUAUAUUUUGUUUCGAAUGUGAACAAGACGAGGAAUACGCUUACUCGGAAUUGUUAUUAAUUUUACUACAUUUACAAACAACUUUAAACUGCUUAUACACGUUAGAUACAAUUACAAAAUGUUACUUGUAUUAUAAAGACAAGCUUGCCAUAGAUAAUUUAAUCAAAAGUGGCAUUUACCGACUAUUCUUAUUUUGUUUUCUUGAAGGAAAUUGUCAAUUAUUAAAUUAAUAUAAUUUUACCGGAGGAAUAGUUGGUAGAUCAAUUUUGAUACAAAUGACUUUUAUAUACAUACAAUUGUAUUAUAAGUACGGAUUAUAAGUUGCGGAUAUGUACAAAUCUAUUAAGCUGCCAUAAAAAUGAUGAUUACAUUUAAAAAUUUUGCGAAGUUACUGAAAAUUGACUAAUCGAUCGACUGUUAGUCUCAAAGAUUCCUACUUGUCAAUUUUAUACUGCAAAUAUCAAUAUGACACAUGUUUUUGCUCAAAAUAUAUUUAGAUGUUAAAAUGUUUAGAUCGUUUUGUUUUCCAAUAUUUUAUUAAUUUACAUAAAUAAAUGAAUGAAAUGGUCUAUCUUUCAUCUAACUUAAAGAAUAAAGUCUGACCUAAAUUGAAUAGAAAUCCAAAAAAUGUAGCUUUAAUUUAGGAAAAAUGAAAAAGAAGUUCAAACGAUGCGUUUAACAGAUAUAUAAAUAUAAUAUUUUAUAUCAAAAUGAGUACUUCAAGAGAGAUUAGUAUAAAGAUUUAUAAUAAAAAUAAUACAA
Molecule: messenger RNA, 3300 nt
Organism: Harpegnathos saltator (Jerdon's jumping ant)
Lineage: Eukaryota; Metazoa; Arthropoda; Insecta; Hymenoptera; Formicidae
Gene: Cln7
Product: CLN7/MFS domain-containing 8
Exons: 10
Coding region: 733-2325 (530 amino acids)
Biological process (GO): transmembrane transport
Cellular component (GO): lysosomal membrane
Molecular function (GO): transmembrane transporter activity
Source: RefSeq, a predicted model, not a curated record